AUGGAGGAAUACACUGACAUAUCUUAUGUCCCACCCAACAACUUUCAGAGCUUUGACAUCUACAUCCCAAACCCAUCUGGUGAAACCAUACCCCCUCUAGUUUGUUUUAUUCAUGGAGGUGCAUGGAGAAGCGAAGAUAAACUCGAUCAUGCUGGAUUGGCUCGUAGACUCGCCAGUUUCACUGGAUACGCAGUAGCAGUCCCCAAUUAUCGCCUGUCUCCUCGUGAAACGACGGAAGCCAAUGCCGUCCACCACCCCGAUCACGCGAAAGAUAUCCUACGCUUUCUCGAAUUCGUUAUCACCUGGGGAGGCCCGUGCGACACCAGUGUCUAUGACUCAAACAGAUUGUGUUUGAUGGGACAUAGCUGUGGUGCUCAUAUAUUGUCGUCGAUCUUCCUCGGGGCUACCCAAGGCGAGGACCCUUUGUGCCCCUCAGCCGAGCUUCUUAAGAGUACCAAAGCCAUAAUCAUGUCAGAGGGAAUAUAUGACAUCGAUAUCCUUCUCUCGAGUUUUCCCACUUACAGGAAUUGGUUCAUCGAGGCCGCAUUUAGCCCGCGGAGUACCUACGGGGAAGUUUCAGUCACGAAGAUGACUCCGAGGAUGGACUACCAUCACUUGCGGUGGUUCAUCGUGCAUUCCAAAGGAGAUACUUUAAUAGAUGAAGCUCAGAGCGAAGCAAUGUAUCAGCAUUUACUUCGCAAUGUCUCCCAUGUCACGAGGAACUUUGAAGAACUUGUAGGAGAGCAUAAUGACAUACUGAAAGGCGUCGAAUUUGUUAAACUUGUUGGACAAUACAUUACAGACAAUGUACCUCUAUGUACUUCAGGUUAA
Molecule: messenger RNA, 831 nt
Organism: Suillus bovinus
Lineage: Eukaryota; Fungi; Basidiomycota; Agaricomycetes; Boletales; Suillaceae
Product: alpha/beta-hydrolase
Exons: 2
Coding region: 1-831 (276 amino acids)
Source: RefSeq, a predicted model, not a curated record